Molecule: messenger RNA, 312 nt
Organism: Opisthorchis viverrini
Lineage: Eukaryota; Metazoa; Platyhelminthes; Trematoda; Opisthorchiida; Opisthorchiidae
Exons: 1
Coding region: 1-312 (103 amino acids)
Biological process (GO): nucleosome assembly
Cellular component (GO): nucleosome
Molecular function (GO): structural constituent of chromatin; DNA binding; protein heterodimerization activity
Source: RefSeq, a predicted model, not a curated record
AUGUCUGGCCGUGGCAAAGGAGGUAAGGGUCUUGGAAAAGGCGGAGCAAAACGCCACAGGAAAGUGCUGCGUGACAACAUACAAGGUAUCACCAAACCUGCUAUCCGACGACUGGCUAGACGUGGUGGAGUUAAGCGUAUCUCUGGGCUGAUUUAUGAGGAGACGCGGGGCGUUUUAAAAGUGUUUUUGGAAAAUGUUAUACGUGAUGCCGUGACCUAUACGGAGCACGCGAAACGCAAGACUGUCACUGCUAUGGAUGUUGUCUAUGCUCUCAAACGCCAGGGUCGUACUCUUUAUGGUUUCGGUGGUUAA